AUGACCAAAGGGAUGAGCCAGCAAGUAUCUCAAUACAUAAAUACUAAACUAUUGAGUCUUGAUAAUGAUACUAAGCAGCAAUUGAGAAUGAUUAUCCAAUCGAAAAGGUAGUUUUUUUAAAAGCAAGAAGCAUCAGAAUUGAUUGAAAAUGAGCAAAGUAGAAGAAAAUCAUAAACUAAGGAUCGGUCUAGCUCAGCCAAAUCGAAAAUUGCUAAAAUUUAGCAUUAAAUUUUCACUAGAGAAAUCAAUGAAUCUGAAAUGUUUCAUAAUAUUAAUCGAAAGAAAAGCAAUAUCAUUGAGGAGUUAGAAAAGGCUUAUAAUAAUCAAACUUUUGGUGAAGACAAUAUUGUUCUCAUGAAACAGAUUUAAGAUGAUCAGGCCUCCGUUGCUAAAACCUAAGAUACAAAUAGGGAGUAACUUCUCGCCUCUCAAUUAGACUAUUCAAACUUUAAUGAAGACCAAAUGGCUAUCAACGAAGAGAGACCUUAAAGCUAAAAUUAUAUAAAAUAAUAAAGAAGUGUAAUUCUAGACAGCUCUGACUAUGAAAUCGAGCCUGAAUCUAGAAGAGUGUCUAAGUAAAAGUCUAAUUCACAAUUGAAGCUCUCUAAGAAAAAUAUGCUUGCAAAGAGUGUUACUCAGAUCUAGACACCAAAUGAUAAAUCACUUAAAAGUUCAAUGAUAACUAGUAUGGGUGGAGGACCUGCAGUCGCUCAAUCUACUCUUACAAAGAAUUAUAAAGCUAGUUCUAAUUAAAAUAGAUAAUAGCCGAAAAUAAAUUACAAAAGUAACUAGCACUACUCAAGCAUUAAUCCUAAUGGAUCUCUUAAACAAAGCAAGUUUAUUGAUGAUAAAUCAAAAGUAAAACUAAAUGAGACCUUAAAGGAAACAGUAAGAGGUGAGUUAUUUGAGAUAGUUAACAACUAUGAGACUCUCGCUUUAGUACCAGAGGAUGAAAAAUUAGAAGAUGAUAUUUUAGAACUUGACAGAAUAACUAAAAAAUCUAAGGGCUAAAUUCCUAAAAAAUAGCAAGUUAAAUUACAGUAAUACACAAACAAUAUAGAGAACCAUAAACUAACUUAUAGCUCAUAAGUGUAAAGCAGAAGUCCAUCUCUCUCUUAAAAGCUUAACUAAACAAUAAAAACUUCAAGAGAGCAAUCCGGCAUUAAAUAAGUAAACACAAAUGUAAACUCCAAGAUCCUAAAACACAUAAUUGUAAACACAGAAUCAAAAGUUAGGAGAGUACUUAGAAGUAACUUCAAUAGUAAACAUGGAUCUCUUGAAAGAGGAUUGGCUCUGAGUCCAUGCCACAAUAUCGAUAAUGAAACAAUUAAUCUAGAAGAGUCAUCCUAUUAAAGAUCAAUGGACUAACUCAAAGACGAUAUGACUUCAACACUCUAAUAAGUUAAUGCUAGAAAUAUAGCCUAGUUUUUAAAAAGUAAAACACUUUAUCAUUAGCAAAGUGACUACGAAUUAAGUUACAUCUUUGCAUUGAUAGUAGCAACAGUUGAUGAAAAUAUACCACUUAAUAAUGAUAAAAGCGAUCUUCUUAAAAGAUCAAUAGAUGAUAUUUGUAAAUACUUGAGUAAUCAUGGUAGAGUUAUUUACUCACUUCAGAAAUUUAGAGUACUCUUUGAGAGAAGAGAAUCAAUUCUGAAAUAGAUUUAGAAAUUCUAACUUUUUAAGAAAUUUGAUGAGAGAAAGGAGGUAAUCUUUGAAAUUACCGAUAGCUCUAAUCCUAUCUUUAGAUUCACAACUGAUACAAUUGAAAUUUUUAGAGAUCUUAAUAAGCUUAAUAAUCAGUAAAAGAGGCAAAAUAACCAAGAAAAUUUUAAAUAAACUAUUCAAGCAAAAUCGAUUGUUUAAAGUGAAUCAUUAUCAAAUUUCCUAUCUCCAUAAAACAAUGCAAACAAAUGUUUAUUUGACUCUACAUAGAAAAGAUUUAAUUUUAUAACACCUUAUAGUAGUAUAUCUUAGAGACAAUCACCAUCUAAAUAAAGCAGUUAAAAUAAUUCUCCCACUAAAAAAGACAAGACUCCAUCAGUUUAAUAAUAAUUGCUAGUUUAAAAACAAAUUGCAAUAUAAAAGUCUUAUAAAGUUCAACUCGAUUAAUCUGUCAAUAUUCAGCAGAAAACAUAAUAAGCCAAGGAAAGAGAAUAUGAAAUAGCGAGACUUAAAAUGCAGUAGAAAUAUUUACUCUUUUAGCUAGAUAAGCAAGAAAGAUUGAAAGAAGAGAAGAGACAAAAAGAACUUGAACUAGACUAUUUGAGGGAAUAAGGAGAGUUUAAUUCUAGACUUAAGGAAGUUAAGGUCAUUAAGGAGGAGAAAGAAAAAAUAAGAGAAAGAAGUAUUGAAAAUAAAGAGUAUAGAAGAGCUUUAAGAAUCAAAGAACAGGAAGAAUAGAUUAGAUUGGCAUAGGAAAAUAGUAUGAAGGCCCUUUAAGAAUAUCAAUUUAAGUAACAACUUCAUCGAUAACAGAAGGAAAAAUAAGCAGAGGAAUUCAGAAAAAAGAAGUAAGAGAUAUUGAUAAACAAAGCACAUUAGAGUGAAUAGUUCUUAAAUUCAAAGGAAAAUGAGCUAGAUGAAAAACUCAAAUCUUAAUUUGAUGAAGCUACCUACAGAUUCAAAAAGUUGGAUGAGACAGAAAAUGCCAUAAAAAAGGAAUUACAGACUUUGAAGAAAAUAAUCAAGCCCAAGAAAAAUACGAUUGAAAUAUGA
Messenger RNA from Stylonychia lemnae, 2715 nucleotides. Lineage: Eukaryota; Ciliophora; Spirotrichea; Sporadotrichida; Oxytrichidae. The record is from the annotation of a GenBank genome assembly.